UAAUUUUCGCCAAUACCUGCCCAUUUAUCAGUUUAUAUCUCCCAUUAGAACUGACCUCCUUAUUUUCUAUUCUUCACAAAAGGCCCUUUCACCGAGUAGCGUGGGAGAGAGAAUUCAGAAAUGGCGUCUUCAUUUAUCUCUGCAGUUGCAAGAAGGCUUGAGGGAAAAGUAGCCCUAAUCACAGGCGGCGCAAGCGGAAUUGGUGAAUGCACGGCCAAAGUCUUCGCCCACCACGGAGCCAAAGUUGUUAUUGCAGAUAUCCAAGACGAAUUAGGCCAUUCGGUGGCUGAAGCCUUAGGCCCAUCAAACUCCACCUACGUCCACUGCGAUGUCACAGAUGAGACCCACAUUAAAAAUGCAGUAGACAAAGCAGUUGCUACCUAUGGCAAACUUGACAUAAUGUUCAACAAUGCAGGGAUUGCGGACGAAAACAAACCACGUAUAAUCGACAACGAAAAGGCCGACUUCGAACGUGUUCUUAGCAUUAACGUGACCGGAGUUUUCCUUGGUAUCAAACACGCUGCCCGUGUAAUGAUUCCGGCACGUAGAGGCAGCAUUAUUUCCACUGCUAGUGUGAGUUCAAGAGUAGGUGCUGCAGCCUCACAUGCAUAUUGUUGCUCAAAGCAUGCUGUUUUAGGACUUACAAGAAAUGCAGCAGUUGAGCUUGGGCAAUUUGGGAUCAGAGUGAAUUGCUUGUCCCCUUAUGCGCUUUCUACCCCUUUGGCCAAAAAAUUUGUGGGGCUUGAUGAUGAGGGACUGGAGAAUUUGAUGAAUUCACUUGGGAACUUGAAGGGUGUGACACUUAAGGCAGAGGAUGUUGCCAAUGCUGCACUAUAUCUUGCUAGUGAUGAGGGUAGAUAUAUUAGUGGGCAUAAUCUUUUUAUUGAUGGGGGAUUUACUAUUUAUAACCCAUCAUUCCAAAUGUUCCAAUACCCAGAUUCUUAACUUGCUUACCAUAUUACAUUCUUGUUGUUGAAGAGAGGUACAACACUUCUAAGUUUCUUGCCCACUGACUGGCUUUCAAAUUCUCAUUGGUGGAAGUAACACAUUACUUAUUUUGA
Manihot esculenta (cassava) is the source of this 1061-nucleotide messenger RNA. Its product is annotated as secoisolariciresinol dehydrogenase. The record is from RefSeq and is a predicted model, not a curated record. Gene Ontology annotation, molecular function: oxidoreductase activity, acting on the CH-OH group of donors, NAD or NADP as acceptor. NCBI's taxonomy places the organism in Eukaryota, Viridiplantae, Streptophyta, Magnoliopsida, Malpighiales, Euphorbiaceae. The transcript has 2 exons. The coding region runs from base 121 to 945 and encodes 274 amino acids.